Messenger RNA from Dipodomys ordii (Ord's kangaroo rat), 950 nucleotides. RefSeq names its product family with sequence similarity 26, member E (gene Calhm5). Lineage: Eukaryota; Metazoa; Chordata; Mammalia; Rodentia; Heteromyidae. The coding region runs from base 12 to 950 and encodes 312 amino acids. The transcript has 2 exons. The record is from RefSeq and is a predicted model, not a curated record. Gene Ontology annotation, molecular function: monoatomic cation channel activity.
CCUCUUUGUGUAUGUCCAACAUGGAAGCUUUUCAAAGCAUUUUAAAGUUCUUUCUGAAUCAAAAAACUGCUAUUGGCUACAGCUUCAUGGCUUUGCUGACCUUGGGAGGUGAACGCCUCUUCUCACUGGUGGCUUUCAAAUGCCCCUGUAGCACUGAAAAUAUGGCCUAUGGGUUGGUUUUCCUUUUUGCUCCUGCCUGGGUGUUACUGAUCCUUGGAUUCUUUCUCAACAACAAGGCAUGGAAACUCUUCACAGGUUGUUGUGUCAAUCCCAGGAAAAUCUUCCCCAGGGGCCACAACUGCCGCUUCUUCUAUGUCCUAGGACAGAUCACUCUGAGUUCUUUGGUGGCUCCAGUGAUGUGGCUUUCUGUGGCUUUGCUUAAUGGGACGUUUUAUGAAUGUGCCAUGAGCGGGACGAAAAAUUCCAGACUUCUGGAACUGAUUUGUCACGGCAAACCCAAAGAAUGCUGGGAAGAGCUAUACAAAGUAUCCUGUGGCAAAACUAGCAUGCUACCCAUGGACAAUGAAGAAGUGAAACUGUCUCUUCAAGCCCAGUCUCAGAUUCUAGGAUGGAUCCUGAUUUGUUCAGCAUCCUUCUUCUCCCUGCUCACCACUUGUUAUGCACGCUGUCGGUCUAAUGUGAGCUAUUUACAGUUAAGCUUUUGGAAGACAUAUGCACAAAAGGAGAAAGAGCAAUUGGAAAAUACAUUUUUGGACUAUGCCAACAAACUGAGUGACAGGAAUCUGAAAUGCUUUUUUGAAAACAAGAGACCAGAUGUCUUUCCCAUGCCCACUUUUGCUGCCUGGGAAGCUGCUUCGGAGUUGCAUUCUUUCCACCCAAGUCGACAACACUACAGCACCCUCCACAGGGUGGUGGAAGAUGGCUUGGCUCCUUGCUCCCAGGAUGAUGAGACAGCAAUGGUCCUUGUUGGUUCUGCCCACAAUCUAUAG